AUGUCAUUGAAAGUAGCAUAUAUCCCAGAACAUUUCUCAACACCAUUAUUCUUAGCUGAAAAACAUGAGUUUUAUAAAGAAGCCAACCUAUCAAUUGAAUUUAUUCCAGUACCAGAAGGAAGUGGCAGGUUAAUUAAAUUACUUAAUUCAAAAGAAGUAGAUUUAGCAAUUGGAUUAACGGAAGCAUUUAUAGCAGAUAUAUCAAAGGGAAAUAAUCAAUUGAAAAUCUUAGAUACUUAUGUUAAUUCUCCAUUAUUAUGGAGUAUAAGUACAGGAUUCAAUAGAGAUGAAAUUUCAAAUACUGAAGAUUUAAAAAAAUUUGGAAAAGUAGGGAUUAGUAGAAUUGGUAGUGGAUCAUAUGUUAUGAGUUUUGUAUUAGCUCAUCAAUUAGGUUUUCAAAAAUUCGAGGAAUUUAAAAUAUGUUCAAAUUUUAAAAAUUUAAGAAAUUCUGUAAACCACUCUGGUAGUGAUGAUAUUGAAAAUAGUGAUUUUUUUAUGUGGGAAUAUUUUACGAGUAAAAAAUAUUAUGAUAACAAUGAGAUUAAAAAAAUUGGAGAAAUUUAUACUCCUUGGCCAAGUUGGGUUAUUGUUGGAUCAUCAACAAGUAUUGAAACAAAGUCAAAAGAAAUUUCAAAUUUUAUUAAAGCUGUAAAUAAGGGAAUAAAUUAUUUUAAUAAUCAUUUAGAUGAAGCAAUUGAAUAUAUAGGUAACAAUUUAGAUUAUUCAAUUGAAGAUGCUAAAAAUUGGACCAAAACUGUUGAAUUUAAUAGUGAAAUUGGUGAAAAACCAUUAGAUUGGGAUAAAAUAGUAACAAAAACAACUAAUGUAUUAAAAGAUGCAGGAGUUUUAAAAGAUGAAGAUGAUAAAAUAAUAAAUGAAAGAUUAGAAUCAAAUGUAUAUAAAACCAAUAUCUAA
This is a messenger RNA of Lodderomyces pseudojiufengensis, 915 nucleotides long. RefSeq lists its product as uncharacterized. Bases 1 to 915 code for a protein of 304 amino acids. Lineage: Eukaryota; Fungi; Ascomycota; Pichiomycetes; Serinales; Debaryomycetaceae. The record is from RefSeq and is a predicted model, not a curated record. The transcript has a single exon.